This is a messenger RNA of Venturia canescens, 3093 nucleotides long. Its product is annotated as polypeptide N-acetylgalactosaminyltransferase 1-like. Lineage: Eukaryota; Metazoa; Arthropoda; Insecta; Hymenoptera; Ichneumonidae. Gene Ontology annotation, cellular component: Golgi apparatus. The transcript has 9 exons. Gene Ontology annotation, molecular function: polypeptide N-acetylgalactosaminyltransferase activity. The record is from RefSeq and is a predicted model, not a curated record. Bases 1 to 1812 code for a protein of 603 amino acids. Gene Ontology annotation, biological process: protein O-linked glycosylation.
AUGAUUUCUCGCCGACGAAGACAAAUCGUCAAAUUGACGGUAUGCAUGAUCUAUGUGAUCGGUGUACUUGUUAUUCUCAAAGGAAUUAUGAGAGUGUCCGAUAGUUUUGUAUUCGAUACCAGUGUUACCGAUGUUCAUAUAGAAAUAGCGGGAAAUCGUGAAGAUGACAGACCCUCUAACGAUUUUCAAAGCAGAUGGAACAGAGAAAAAACAGAAAGAUUCGAAAAAUGGAUAUUAGAAUGGGAAAAAAAUAUUGUUCCCUCGCUGGGGGAAGGAGGGAAACCAGCUAAACUUCCAGAAGAGGAGCAGGAGAAUGCACAAAAAAUAAUGGCAACGAAAGCUCUCAAUGUUUUACUUUCCGACAAAAUUCCACUGGACAGAAAACUCGAAGAUCCAAGAGCUCCUGCAUGUAGAAAUAUCAUUUAUGAUUAUUCACUGCCAAGUGCCAGCGUAAUUAUCAUUUUUCACAACGAACCCUGGAGCGUUCUCCUCAGAACCAUCCGCAGUGUAUUAAACGGUUCUCCGGCAAGGCUUCUCAAGGAAAUUAUUCUUGUGGAUGACCACAGUGACGAAGAGGAACUUGGAGAGAAAUUGGACUAUUAUCUAGCAACUCGUUUUCCGAAAAAAGUGAGACUAAUUCGAUCACCACAGCGAUUUGGACUGAUCCGGGCGAGGCUGUUAGGUUCGAAAAAUGCGAAAGGAGAUGUUUUAAUUUUCCUGGAUGCUCAUUGCGAGGUUGCAGUUCACUGGUUGGAGCCACUCUUGCAGAGAAUAAAAGAAAAACCGAACGCUGUCGUAAUGCCCAUUAUCGAUAACAUAUCGGAGGACACGCUAGAAUAUCUCCAAGACAAUGACACCGGAUCAUUUCAAGUUGGCGGCUUUACGUGGUCCGGUCACUUUACAUGGAUCAAUAUUCAAGAAAAAGAUUUGAGAUCUCGAGCAACUAGCGUUUCGCCUGUAAAUUCGCCAACUAUGGCUGGAGGUCUUUUCGCUAUUGGUAGAUUGUAUUUUUGGAAAUUAGGGAGCUACGAUGAUCAGAUGGACGGUUGGGGAGGAGAAAAUCUCGAAAUGUCGUUUAGAAUUUGGCAGUGCGGUGGUGUGCUCGAAGCGAUUCCCUGCUCACGGGUUGGUCACAUUUUUCGAAAUUUUCAUCCGUACAAAUUCCCCGAUGAUAAAGAUACCCAUGGAAUAAAUACGGCGCGUCUCGUUUACGUUUGGAUGGACGAUUACAAGAGAUUAUUUUUCUUUUACCGCGAGGAAUUCAAGCAUAACACAACGGCUAUAGGAGAUUUGACGGAGCGAAUUAAACUGCGAAAAAAAUUGAAAUGCAAAAGUUUCAAAUGGUACCUCGAUAAUGUGUAUCCGGAAAAGUUUAUCCCCGAUGAAAACAUCGUCGCUUAUGGUCGCGUUAUGCUGAAAAACCGAAAUCUCUGCCUCGAUAAUUUACAAAGGGACGAGGAUAAACCGUACAUUAUCGGGCUCUACAGUUGUCACAAUAAAAUUUUUCCCAGUCAGUUUUUUUCUCUGAGUCAUUAUGGAGAGCUUAGAAGGGAACAAACGUGUGCGGUAAUAAAUACCAUAGAUGAAGACAGUCCACGUCCGAAAGUCCAAAUGGUUGAUUGUCAGUACCAAGGAGACGAAGCGAAAUGGACAUUGACCGAAGAAGGAAAACUUGUUCACGUAGCAACGGGGCUCUGUUUGGAUGGGACGAAGAUUAAAAGUGGAGGUGACUUAGUCGCGAGCAUGUGUUCCGAUCGAGCGUCCGAUCAAUUUUGGCAAUUCGAUUUUUACGGUGGCAUUACGCCGAGAUAAUGUACUUCCGUAUUGAUCUUUGCAAAAUUGUACUUAAACUGUGACCUGAUUACAGUUUCCGAGACUGCGACCCAUUCCUUAAAUGCCUUCAACAAUUUUUCGGUAAAGAAAAAAGGCAGCGGUAUUUUACGGUGGAAACAUACCGAGAUUAACCUCUAUCGAUAUUUUUUAUAAUCCAGUGAUUGUUAGAACGUCUUCCUAAAGUGAUUAUUGUUUUACAUUACGAUACGUGUGUGCCUAUUAUUGCACGGCGUGAAGUUAGCGCUCGAGCGUAUAGCGAGGGUGCUAAACGCCGUGCUAUAAUAGAGCAGCUUAUUCACGAGUAUCGUAUACUAUUUUAUAGCCCGCAUGACAUAAACCCGCAUUUUAGCCACGCUUUUGCGUUUAGGUUUAGGUCAUGCGGUGCUAUAAAAAAUAUUUCUUGCUCGAUAUAACUAGUUCAUUCUGAGCUCGCAAUUCAUAUUUUUGAUACUAUUUAUCGAGUGCUCCGUUGUACACGAUUGUUACUUAAUCUCGUUAAGUUUGAUAAAAGAAAAAAAAAUGAUUAAUGAAUUAUUGAAUACCGAAUUAUCGAUCGUUGAUGAUACCAUAUAUACUUUUGGACUAUACGAUAGUUCUUAUGUAUGGCGUUCCGGGUUUGUGAUUUUAUCAUUUUUAAUCAACGUUAUUAAUUUUUAUUGUAAAAUAUUAUUUUAUAUUUACUUACAAAUGAACAUCUUUAGUUGCGCUCUUCUUGAAAUGUUCAAAACAACUUAAACAACGUGGUGAUUCUAUUUUAUUUACUACUUCUAAAGUAAUGUGUCCUCGGAUCUGAUAUAUUCGCCUAUAUCAGCCUGAUGAAAACAUACCGUUGACAUUGGAUCUGCAUGCUUACAGUCGGCUGUACUUUUAGCAGCUACUCCAAAACCCUGCAAUAUUGAAGACAAUAAAAAUCAAUUUGCUCAAUAAUUCAAUAAAUAUUGUAAAUGAGUACAGUGAAAACAAAAAGUCAUUGAUUCAAUCUCAUUUGAUAUUACUGAGAAACUUUUAUUCAUUCAAUUACAGUUUUAUCAAUCGGAUUAAAUGUCAAGUUCGAUGUUUGAUUGAACCAAUGAAGAACAAUGAUUUUUUCACUUAGUGCUCCAAAAUUCGAAUACAGUUUUAGAAACUGUAUUUGGCUUUAUGAAAAUUUUUAAAACACAAAGCAAUCAAAAAUUUAAUCAUAAUAGACAAUACCUUUUAUAAAUGGUUAUAAAUUAUGUAGAAUAAUUAAAAGCUAAUAAAACAAAGUUUCAUUAAAAA